UAUCUAAUGACUAAGAACUAAGAAGUCAACUUACAUGAGUUAAAGAAUGCAACACCACGGUUUACGAGGAAUUAGGAAAGUUGUAUGACUGAAAGUCUAAAAUGAGCGUGAAGGCUAGACUCUGACAUUGUCUCUCCCAGAAAUUUCCUUCCCACGCUUUGUAGUAAAGUUUGUACUACAAUAUUCCUUCAACCCCAGAAAGUUUAGGUUACUGGUGAACAUGGCAUCCUUUGUCAGAAUAACAGUUCUGUUAUGGGCCAACAUGCUAACAGCUUGGGCCUUGUUUGUGAUGACGCCAUACUUGAUAAAUGUCUGGAAGCUUAACAUUACCCGCGCUGCUGCAAUUGUUAAUGUGUUUUCUGGUGUUGCGACCAUAAUGCCUAUAGGCAUGGCCUUCCUUGUUGAUGCUUUCAUGGGUGACUAUUGGAUGCUCUUGCUCUCCAGUAUUGCUUAUAGCUUUGGAUUAAGCUUCUUGGCAAUGUCAACACCACAUGUUCUUCCUGAUGCUGCAAGGAACUGUGAUGCAAACAAGCCAGGUUGCAUUGGUGAUGCCCAAAAGGUUCUCUUCUAUACAGCAUUAGCACUCAUAGCUAUUGGGAUAGCUGGUCAUAUCACAUCCUUCGAGUCUUUCCUGAAACAACAAAUGGAGGAGAACCAAAAGCCUAGGAAAGUGGUAGCUGUUGUUAGUGUGAUUAUUUUCCCAAUUGUUGGAUGUAUUGCACUUCCAUAUAUAAAGCCAUGGUCUGUCCGAUUUGGAAUACCAGCAAUAUGCACUGUAGUAGCAACUUUUCUAUUCACAACUGGCUCACGUUCAUACAAACCAUCUGGACCGCAGCCACAGGGGAGUCCUCUUACAACUGUAUGUAGAGUCUUUGUAGCCUCUGCUUCCAAGAUGUUUCGUCAUCAACUACAAAAUGAUAAUCAGGUGCCUCACCCCCGGAGUCUCAGGUGCCUUGACAAGGCUGCCAUUACAGUCCAUCCCCAAAAUAGAUGGACAUUUUGCAGCUUAGCAGAGGUGGAGGAUACAAAAAAAGUUAUACGCAUGAUACCCAUGUGGAUGACCUUCAUCAUGUGUGGGGUUGUGAUUUCCAUAGGAAACACUUAUUUUUUAGAGCAAGCAAAUGAUAUGAAUCGCAAGGUUGGAAAUUUGAAGGUCCCUCUUCCCAUAUUUAAAUGUUUCUAUGACCUUUCAAAAGACAAGUUCCUUGAACUGUAUGUCAAAGUAACUGAAAAAUUAAAGAUUCAAGGAAGACAUGUACCCCCCUUUGGAAUCUUUGUAGCAAUGCUGUUUUCUAUAUUAUGUUGUAUCACAGCUGCAGGAGUGGAAACCAGGAGGCUUGACAUGAUUAGAAGGCACAGGUUACUUGACAAACUUAAUGACAGUAAUGAGAAAAUCCCAAUGAGCAUGUUCUGGCUUCUUCCACAGUUUCUCCUUCUUGGUGCCGUUGAAGGAAUGUCUAACUUCAGCAUUGAUCAAUUCUUCACUAAUCAAGCUCCUGCCUCAAUGAGCCGCUACUUGAAACUUUUCCGCCACGGUGUAAUUGGAGCAGGAACUGUAGGUAGUGUCCUUUCGGUUUAUGUUGUGGGUAAAUUCAGUGAAAGGGGAGGAAGAACAAAUUGGUUUCAGGACACACUGAAUAAAAGUCGAUUAGAUAACUACUAUUGGACACUGACAGUGUUGAUUUGUAUAAAUCUUUUUUUGUACAUCUUGGUGGCAUUGCUGUACACCUUUAAAGACCCACCAAAUAAAGACAUCGGUAAAGCAACAAAGAAUGAAGAACCUACGCAACCUUAGGAAGAUGAUGUGCAUUGUUGUUAUUGUUGUUGUUGUUGUUAGUAUUCUUAGAUGAAUUUCGUUUUACAUCCGUUUCCUUGGAUUCUCCAAUUCAAUGUGUCAGUGUUCUCUGUAUUGAUUGGCGUUUGUAAGGUGCAGUGUAUCAAC
Quercus lobata is the source of this 1942-nucleotide messenger RNA. RefSeq names its product protein NRT1/ PTR FAMILY 5.5-like. The transcript is spliced from 5 exons. The record is from RefSeq and is a predicted model, not a curated record. Gene Ontology annotation, cellular component: membrane. Lineage: Eukaryota; Viridiplantae; Streptophyta; Magnoliopsida; Fagales; Fagaceae. Gene Ontology annotation, biological process: transmembrane transport. The coding region runs from base 221 to 1795 and encodes 524 amino acids. Gene Ontology annotation, molecular function: transmembrane transporter activity.